Messenger RNA from Adineta steineri, 387 nucleotides. NCBI's taxonomy places the organism in Eukaryota, Metazoa, Rotifera, Eurotatoria, Adinetida, Adinetidae. The record is from the annotation of a GenBank genome assembly.
AUGGUAUUACGUGUAUAUUUUAUUUCAACAACUGGUCGUCGUGAUAUACGUUACGGGCAAAUACAUGUCUUUUCUGUACUUAGCUCAUGGAAAUAUGAUUAUGAAGCAAUUGAUAUUGCUGCACCAGAAAAUGAACAUGAUAGAAAUUUUGUUAUUGAUACGGGAAAAAAAUCUGAAGAUGGUAAAGUUAUUUUACCACAAAUAUUUAAAGAAGAAAAAUGUUGCGGAGAUUAUAUAGAUUUUUUAAACGCAAUUGAACAUGAAAAAUUACAAUUAUUUCUUAAACAAAUUACAAUAGAAGAUUUAGAUUUAAUUAUAUCAAAUAAAAUGGAUAAUACUAAAGGUAUAUUAAAAAUUAUAAUCUCUUUAUGUAUAUCCCUGACUUAA